Molecule: messenger RNA, 1182 nt
Organism: Helianthus annuus (common sunflower)
Lineage: Eukaryota; Viridiplantae; Streptophyta; Magnoliopsida; Asterales; Asteraceae
Product: F-box/FBD/LRR-repeat protein At1g13570-like
Exons: 3
Coding region: 209-880 (223 amino acids)
Molecular function (GO): protein binding
Source: RefSeq, a predicted model, not a curated record
ACAAUUGCAAUAGGGCGUGUCAAUAAAAAAGGGCAUGCUUAUAUGCCUAUAUGAUCCACACCAUUCCUUUCUAGUCGACAGACACAUUGUUCACUCACCGAGUGUGAAGAAGGUUAGGGUUUUGUGAUCCACACAGCUCGCAUAAACGCAUUCCAAUUCAGCUUAUGUGCAGCAUUAUAUACUAUCAAUCUGACAAAAACAACCUAAGAUGAAAGCUAAACGUCCGACUAAAGCUCAACGAUUGUCGUCGACUACAAUCAACACACUCCCUCAAACCAUAAUAGAAAACAUCCUAUGUCUUUUACCAAUUCAAGAGGCAGCAAGGACAAGUAUCCUCCCAACGGAAUGGAGGUACAAGUGGACCACUAUUCCCAAACUUGACUUUUGUUCGUCUACUGUGCCUGAAAUUAGAACUCAAGAGAAUCACGUAGAAUGGGCAAGGAAAAAUAGGGAACGGAGGCGUAAACUUUUCAAUGCUAUACCCCAAGUUCUGUUAAUGCACCAGGGUCCAAUACACGAGUUCAGCUUUGACUCGAUUGCAAACUGUGACUGUUUUGAACUUGAUCCAAUAAUAUUUCACUUGUCUAGGAACCAUGCUGUCAAGAAAUUAAAACUUGCGUUUAAUCAUCAUAUGUCUUCGUAUAAGUUACCCUUAUGUGCCUUCUCUAUGCAUCAGUUAACAGACCUAGAUCUCCGUAAUGUUGUUAUUGACCAUCAACCAAUAUUCAGUGGAUUUGGUAGCCUUAGAAGCUUAUGCUUGUAUUACGUAAAGAUCUCAACAAAAGCUCUUCUUCAUCUUUUAUCUAGUUGUCCAUCACUUAAGAGGUUCACUUUGCUAGGAUUUAUCGGCUGUAAAGAUUGCACCGUUUCAGCAACUUGAGGCGUGAGAUGGAGCUUGUGACGGUUAUCUUGGCAAGGUCACCCAAGCUGAAGAAGGUGAUCAUACAUAGUUUGGUUGAAAAGGAUGAAGAGUCGGAUAUGUUAAAAAUUCUCUUACAAGCCGCACGCGCAUCACCUGUAGAAAUCGUUGUGAUAGAUUAGUUGUAUUGCUACUUUUUUGUGUUUUCUUUCUGGUUAGUCUAUGGAGUUCUUUUGGAUGUUGGCAAUUACUCAACUAGGGUAUGUAUAUUCAUAAUGAUUAUUAAAUGAAUCAAAUCCGAGUUAGAGCUCGUGUUUGUAAAA